This is a messenger RNA of Aspergillus calidoustus, 729 nucleotides long. The record is from the annotation of a GenBank genome assembly. Lineage: Eukaryota; Fungi; Ascomycota; Eurotiomycetes; Eurotiales; Aspergillaceae.
AUGUCACCUCCUACGAAAAAGGAGAAUAUAUUCCUUUUCGUACCAAACUUGAUCGGAUACACCCGAAUCAUUCUCGCACUCACCUCCCUCUACUACAUGCCCUACCAUCCGCGAAUAUGCGCCCUCCUCUAUAGCAUCUCAUGCCUCCUCGACGCCCUCGACGGCGCAGCCGCGCGACGCUUGAACCAGUCAACGCGCUUCGGAACCGUUCUGGACAUGGUAACCGACCGCUGUACGACGACCUGCCUCCUCGUCUUCCUGGCAAGCGCAUUCCCACGUUGGAGCAUCGUCUUCCAGGGCCUCAUCAGCCUCGACUACUCGAGCCACUACAUACAUAUGUACGCGACGCUGGCUAUGGGCGGGAAUCGGAGUCACAAAGAGGUUGAUGAGGCGUGGCCGUGGGCUUUGAGGGUUUAUUAUGAGGAUAGGAAUGUCCUCUUCACAGUCUGUCUGUUCAACGAGUUGUUUUUCAUCGCGCUGUACCUUUUGUCCUUCUCCUCUGACUCUGAUGUGUCGGUCGAGAACUGGUCUUCGGCAUGGAGUGCGGGAGCGAUGGAGAUGGCUCGGGCAAAUAAAAUUGGGAGCUUCUGGCCUAGGGUUCUUUUCGCCAUUUCGUCGCCGGUCAUGCUCUACAAGCAGGUUGUCAACGUCAUGCAGCUCGUCCAGGCGAGUAGGUGGAUCGCUCAGGGCGACAUCGAGGCUCGGCGGAAAGAGAGGCGAAGUUCCUAG